Messenger RNA from Oryza sativa Japonica Group (Japanese rice), 2429 nucleotides. RefSeq names its product pentatricopeptide repeat-containing protein At3g53170. The record is from RefSeq and is a predicted model, not a curated record. Lineage: Eukaryota; Viridiplantae; Streptophyta; Magnoliopsida; Poales; Poaceae. Gene Ontology annotation, molecular function: mRNA binding; protein binding.
GUCAUCUGAUCGCUCGGGACCUUAUCGCCGUCUCGGCCUCACUCCGGCUGCCGGCGCCAUGCACUCGCCGUCGCCGGCGCCGGCGGGGUGCCCACCGGCCACCUCGUCACCACCUCCCCGCGCCAGCAGCCGUGCGACCCACGUCGUGAUGGCCCGCGGCGGCCGGAGGCACAAGCCGCCGUCGUCUGCCCCCGAGGCCGAGCAGCCGGAGGCGCUCUCCCGCAUCCUCCGCACCGAGGCCGCCGUCUCCGGCGUCUCCCGCAAGGCGGCGGCGGCGUCGCGGCAGCAUUCCACCCGCCUCUGGCCCCGCGCCGUGCUCGAGGCCCUCGACUCCGCCGUCGCCUCAUGCCGCUGGGAGCCCGCUCUCGAGAUCUUCGAGCUGUUGCGUAAGCAGCAAUGGUACAAGCCGAGGUCGCAGACCUACGCCAGGUUGCUGAUGAUGCUCGGCAAGUGCCAGCAGCCCGGCGCGGCCACUGCCCUCUUCAAGGUGAUGCUCUCGGAGCGUCUCAAGCCGACGGUGGAUGUCUACACGGCCCUCGUCGGCGCGUACGGCUACAGUGGGCUGCUGGACCAGGCGUUGGCCACCGUCGAACAGAUGAAAGGUGUCGCGGAUUGCAAGCCAGAUGAGUACACAUUCUCUGUUCUCAUCAAUUGCUGUAGCAAAUUGCGCCGCUUUGAUCGGAUACCUGCGAUUCUUGAUGAGAUGUCCUACUUGGGGCUACAAUGCAAUGCUGUUAUCCAUAAUGCGAUAAUUGAUGGGUACGGGAAAGCCGGCAUGUUGGAGGAGAUGGAGAAUGCACUGACUAGUAUGCUUGAAGAUGGGGACAGUGUGCCGGACAUAUACACGAUGAAUUCUAUCAUUUGGGCUUAUGGGAAUCAUGGUAACAGGAUACAUGAAAUGGAGAGGUGGUACAGUGAGUUUCAGUUGAUGGGUGUUGAGCCAGAUACGCAAACAUUUAAUAUCAUGAUCAAAUCAUAUGGUAAUGCUAAGAUGCAUGACAAAAUGAUGUCGGUGCUGAAAUAUAUGAAGAAACACUUCUUCUCACCAACUGUUGUUACCUUCAACAUAAUAAUAGAAAGUUUUGGACGGGCGGGAAACAUCGAGAAGAUGGAGUACUAUUUCCGAUUGAUGAAAAUUCAGGGUGUUAAACCCAACCCCAUCACUUACUGCUCACUGGUCAAUGGGUACAGCAAAGCUGGGUUUCUCGACAAGGUUCCUGGGAUCAUUCGACAAACAGAGAAUACUGAUGUGGUUUUAGAUACUCCAUUUUUUAAUUGUGUGAUCGAUGCAUAUGCCAAGUCUGGGGAUAUCAAAAUUAUGGAGGAAAUGCUGCAGCUUAUGAAGGAAAAGAAAUGUAAGCCCGAUAAAGUAACUUACACCACCAUGAUCCAGGCAUACAAUGUACAUGGGAUGGAUGAAGCUGCUAAUUUGUUAAAGAUGGAAGUGGGCAUGGUUGAUGGCAAGCUGCUGGAAUCAGUUUCAGAGGUUGAUAAAAAAUAAUGCCCUUUUUCCAUUUUUCUUGGGGUGGUUCAAAAUAAUGAUGGACCAAGGGGAAUGCCAGGGAAACAUAACAGAGCUUGACUAUGAUGAGUGAAUGAAUUACCAUCAACACAAAGGUUGGCCGGGCAAGGGCAAUCACAUACUCCUAGUGUGAAUGAAUUACCAUCAACACAAAGGUUGGCCGGGCAAGGGCAAUCACAUACUCCUAGUCGAGUGCUUCUUUGAGUACUCACUCCUAGCUGAAUGCUAUUGGCAAAGAUAAAUUCUUAAAUCUGCUCUCGCAGCUAGUUUUGUGGGCAGUUGAUCCAUCAUCCAUCUGCAAUUGUUUAUAAGGUGCGUUGAAGCGUGAUCCCAGUAUGUUUGAAUGCAUUCUUUCAUCACCAAGGCGUGGCACCUAUUCCUUAUCAUUUAGAAACAAAACACAUAGUCCUUACCAGCAAUCAAAAUUUAUGCCUGAUGAUAAAAACUGUUUCACAAUAUUCAGCAACGCCUGCUCACACAGUGACACAGAUGAUCGGACAUGACACCCUGCUUGCUACUGCUAUACACAUGUUCUGUAUUCUUACUUGUAACAGCUUUGAGUUGGAGAUAAUCGGAUAGGGGACAACGAGACAGGAAGGCAGCAUGGACGCCGCACUCAAGUCCAUGAGUAAAGCAUGGGGCAGCAGCUGGCAAGAUUUGUUUCACCUGACUGGAACCUACUCUCUCCGUUUUGUUCAGAUUUAUUGUACUAAGUAAUAUCUCAACUUAUCUUAGGUUGGUUUAUUUUAAGACGGACGGAGUAAACGUCAACACAGACAUCGAGGAUCUUGACUCGGAUUUGUCACUGAACAAUUGUUGUGGGUGUGAAAAUUCCAUGAAUUCAUUGUCUUUGCAUUAAAGCACCAACAGUAAGAAAAUGAUUCGAUCUUAAACCUUGAUGACUGAA